Kogia breviceps (pygmy sperm whale) is the source of this 513-nucleotide messenger RNA. RefSeq names its product sperm acrosome-associated protein 5-like. The record is from RefSeq and is a predicted model, not a curated record. Gene Ontology annotation, molecular function: lysozyme activity. Gene Ontology annotation, cellular component: sperm flagellum; acrosomal vesicle. Lineage: Eukaryota; Metazoa; Chordata; Mammalia; Artiodactyla; Physeteridae. Gene Ontology annotation, biological process: fusion of sperm to egg plasma membrane involved in single fertilization.
AUGCAGGCCUGGGACACUAUGGUGGUGACCCUGGCCAUGCUGAUGCCUGCCACUGUGGAUGCCAAGAUCUUCGAACGCUGCGACCUGGCAAUGAAGCUGGAGAAGGCGGGUCUCAAUGGCUUCAAGGGCUACACCAUUGGAGACCAUGAGACUCGUCACCCCAAGUCCCACCCAUGGCUGUGCAUGGCACAUUAUGAAAGUGGCUUUGACACCUCCUUCGUGGACCACAAUCCUGAUGGCAGCAGUGCAUAUGGCAUUUUCCAGCUGAACUCCGCCUGGUGGUGUGACAAUGGUGUUACACCUACCCAGAACCUCUGUCACAUGGAGUGUCAUGAACUGUUCAACCGCCAUAUUCUGGAUGACAUCAUGUGUGCCAAGCAGAUAGAGUCCUCACAAAAUGGUAUGAAUACCUGGGAUUCUUGGAGCCACCACUGUUCUGGCCAUGAUUUAUCUGAAUGGCUCAAGGGGUGUCAUAUGUAUGCAAAACCUUACACAACAGAAAUUAAUUCAUGA